AACACAUUUGGAUUAUCGGAUGCAUUGCAAUUAGCGAUUUCAAGUGUAGCGGCACUAGUCGCUGGAAUGGUGGAGGUGUCAUGAGCACCGUGUGUACACUGCAUGAGACGCGACACAAUUAGAACACUCCCAUAUAAUUAUCGAUUAUAAUCUUCGUACGCUGGCACUGUAGCUUCGUUUAAUAUAAUGAGGGUGUUCUUGUUUUGUCCCUUCGCGUCGCUCGCUUGCAGUGUAAACGGGUGUUACAGCAUGUUGGCUCAUGUGUAGUUAGCAUUAGCCUUUAGCUUUAGUGAUGGGAAGUCCGACUCGUUUCCGCGAAUCGGUUCUUUUGAACAGUUCGUUUGAAAAAAAAAUGGGUAAAAUGAUUUAGAUGUUACGUACGCUGUCACGUAAUUGCGUCAUUUCGUGGUCGGUGUUUUAUCAAAAGUUCGAUAUUAAUAAAGUAAUGUUUUAUUUCAGCUGUUUCUUUUAAAAGCCGUAAAUGUUUAAAAAAGUAUAUUAUUUUACUAACGUUAACGGUUUUGCAUGUGCUGAUAAAGCUGCCAUACAAUAUAUACAACGUAUCUACAAUAUAUUUUAAGCGUAUUUUAAGUUUUAAGUCCUACUAUUUUAGCUUUAGGAUUAAAGUAAGGUUAAUUUUACGUUUCGGUUCACUUCAAAUGCUCCUACUUGUCAGUUGAUUGAUUCAAUCAGAUUCGUGGACGAAUCGUUCGAACUGGGUUUGUGAAGCGAUUCAAGAAAUCUAUUGAAAAGAUCCGAUUCAAAAGAACGAUUCGUUCACGAAUCGGACAUCGCUAAGAACCUUUUAAACGAGAAACACAGCGCGCCAGGAGUUACGACAAACCUUCCGACGUGUUAUUGUUUUGUUAAAACGGUUGUUAUGGUUUUAUUACAUACUAUUGUCGAGUAAUUUUCUGAUAUAGAUAAUUCUGGAAUGGCUUACGGAGGAAACGCAUGCUAGCUAGCGAAGUGACACAGGAAGUAGUUGAUCUAAAAUGGGAGACGAUCGACCUUUUGUCUGCACUGCCCCAGGCUGUGGACAGAGGUUCACCAACGAGGACCAUUUGGCAGUGCAUAAACAUAAGCAUGAGAUGACGCUGAAGUUCGGACAAGCUAGGACAGACACAGUUAUCAUAGCAGAUCAGACACCCACUCCCACCCGAUUUCUUAAGAACUGUGAGGAGGUGGGGUUGUUUAGUGAGCUGGCUGGCUCCUUUGAGCAAGAUCUCCGCAAAACACAGGAGGAAGAGGAAAGGAGAAUUAAGGGCACGCUUCCAGCUCUACAGACACCUACAGAGGUUAAAGAGAGGGAGGGGCCUCUUGAGAUUGACUCCUCCCCUCCUGACAGCCCUGACUCCGCCUCCAGCAUGACAAACAGCAAAGAUGCAGUUGCCAUGACAAAAGAGCCUAUUGCUUUGAGGAAAGCCAAGGAUGUUCCUCCACGAACUGCAGCGAGUUCCACCCCUACACCAACCAUAGUGCGCCCAGGCUCGCUCCCACUUCACCAAGGAUUCGACGCCAUGAACCCGACUCAGCCCUCUCCCACCUCUGUUAUCACUAGGACCCCUCCGUCAAACAGACUCAGCUCGCCGUCUGGUUCUUUUCCUAUGCUGAUGCAGCUUCCAAAUGGCCAGACUGUUCCUCUGCUGCCCAGUCCAGGGCAGACUUCAGUCAUAUCGCUUGCCAGAUCAUCAAACCCAGUGCCCAAUAUCCCAGGGAUUCCAGGCCCUCCUAUUGGUGGGAGCAGCAGUGGCUCCUCCUCUCCGUCUGGAUACAGUACACACUCUGAUGCCAAGACGAGGCUAAAAGCAGCACUAUCUCAGCCGAGUCCUAGUGGACCAGCACCAAUACAAAAAACUGAUCAGACUGAGACACCAUCACCUGCUCAACCACAGGUAUCCCCUGCUCCACCAAAAGGAGGACGCAGACGACGAGGAGCAGAUAUUGAGCCGGAUGAGCGCAGACGCCGUUUUCUUGAACGGAACAGAGCUGCUGCUUCCCGUUGCCGGCAAAAACGGAAAGUGUGGGUCAAUGCCCUGGAGAAGCGCGCUGAGGAGUUAGCGACUUCUAACGUCACGCUCACUAGUGAAGUGUCCCUGUUGAGGACUGAGGUGACGCGUCUGAAAGAGCUGCUGUUGGCCCAUAAAGACUGCCCUGUUACUGCCAUGCAGAAAAAAGCUUAUCUUGCUGCAGGAGUGGAUGAGAAUGCAGCAUCAGCGUUGGUGAUGCCCAUGUCGGUACCGGCGCCGGUGUCGGUUAACGGUCUGAGCGUGCGUGCGGCAGAGGCUGUUGCCGUUUUAGCGGGAAUGGGCUCGGGCCAGUGGAGUAACACAGCUGGAGAUGCUUCCUCCCAAUCGCAGCCCACAUCCAGAUGAUGAGCAUGUCCUUCAGCCAAUGGGAACUAAAUAUACUUUCAAAAGAGCGAAGCCCCCUUUCCCCCUCAAAACUGUCAGUCCUGGUGUGUUUGUAAAUGCUCUCAUGUGACAAAUGGGAACCAAUGUUACCACGCUCUGACCACACCCCGCUCACCCGUAGCCUAUCACAGACUCUCCCCAGGCUAAGUAGUGACAUCAUAGGACGCCCCUGUCAGACUGCACAGACUAGGAAGCACUGCAGUGGAAAUGAAGUCUCUUCAGUCAUCUCUAUAAAAUACACCUUUACAUAUACUUGUAUAGAUCUUCUCACUAAUGCAUUGAGUUGAUAUUUGUCUUGUUUGCAGAUAUUUCUAAUUAUUUUGCAUUUUAUUCAAUGGUUUUUCUAAUAUAAUGAUUCGUUGCAUGAUUCUGGCCACAAUAGAAAGAUGAUACUACACUAUGCAGAUAAGUUUAACACCUCCUUUCUCAGUCUCUCUUGGUGAUGCUAUCUCACACAUACUCGCUCUUUCCAUUUCUCCCUUCUCUUCUUCUCUGUCUUAAUUUUAUUGUCGUAUCUAAAGUAAUUUCUCUCAGGUCCGUGCUUCUGUGGCUGUUUUUGUGAAGAUCGUGUCUCACAUUUAGCGUAACCUGUCGCCGCAGAAUGGACUCGCAAACGCUUAAGAAUGGAGAGAAAAUAUAUUUUUAUAUUUGAAUAUCGUUAUUGGUUUGUCUGCAUUUUGCAAUAUAUAUAUGGAUAUAACGGGUAGCGUAACCACGUGGACAUGUUUUAGAUCAGUAUGAUUAUGAUAUGCUCUGCUGAAUUAUAGGUAUCUUUAACCAAAAUACAUAAAUCCUUUUGCAUUAGAGGUUAGGCCCCCAAAGUCGAAAUGCAUCUGGUCUCGUAACAGGGAACACGUGCACAAAAACUCACGCGUGAUGACUCUUGUGCUUGCAUUUUGUGAAUGUACAGUAGUUAACUAACCCGGCUAUGAAUGUGAAGUCUCGUUUCAAAAUUAUUGAAAUGCUUAAUAAUGAAUACGUUGGGUGUUAGAAUGGUGUUACAGAAAUAAAACAUUAUUUCUUUUUGGGGCCUGAAAGACACACACUUGGCCACCCUGAGUGAUUUUCAUCUGGUGCACACAACUAACACAUAACUUAUUAAGUUGUAUUCCAUUAAACCGUUCAUGCCUGAUCACUUUUUAAAAAAAAUAGAAUAAUGUUAGUUUAAGCUUGGCUUUUGUAUCAAAACUUGCUGGGGUUUUUUUUAAAUCUAAAUUUAAAUAUCUUUUUUUUUUUUUUUUGGAAGCCCAUUCUUGCCAUAUAAGAAGAAAAAAUCAUGACAUAAAAAGACAAAAUCAUGACAUAAAAGUAAUAGAUAAUUAUUUCAUGAAAGUCAUAAUUAUGACAUCAAAGGUCCAAAAUAAAUCUUGUUUAAAUAUCAUAUAGGCAUGAUUUUUAAUGUCAUUUUUAUGACCUUUUGUCAUUUGUUAUGAUUUACCAAAGCAUUUUUUCUUAUGUGGAGGAAAUUGGCAUUAAUUAGUUUUGAUCAAUGGCAUCAUUUUUCCUCUAAUAUCAUGUUUUGAUUAGAUUAUGUGUAGAUUAUCUAGGUGUUUUUUUUUUAUGAUCCAAUCUGCCAUAUCAGUUUUUGUCAUUGACCUUCCUUGCAUCUGGAUUUAUCCUAUUUGGAUGUAGAACGUACUGCUUUCCACAGUGUGUAUAACUCACUGAUCCCAAACUGUGUAAUGUGUAAGUGAAGCCCUUAAACUAGAGCUGUAAAUAUGAAAUGAGUGUCAGCGUACAAACAUUGCUUACUGUAUGAUAUUGACUAACUGAAACGGUCCUUAAGAUAUGUUACAAUUAAACAUUGUUGGAACUCUA
Molecule: messenger RNA, 4232 nt
Organism: Labeo rohita (rohu)
Lineage: Eukaryota; Metazoa; Chordata; Actinopteri; Cypriniformes; Cyprinidae
Gene: atf7b
Product: activating transcription factor 7b
Exons: 12
Coding region: 996-2375 (459 amino acids)
Biological process (GO): regulation of transcription by RNA polymerase II
Molecular function (GO): DNA-binding transcription factor activity, RNA polymerase II-specific; cAMP response element binding
Source: RefSeq, a predicted model, not a curated record